AUGGCUAGAAAUUUACUUUGUAGAACCAUAUUUUUCAUUGCUUUGGCCUGCUCAUCGACACUGGCUUGGUGGCCUUUUGAAGGCGAGAAGGUAGCGGAUCCACCGACUGAGGUUAAGGACGAUAAAGGCGAGAAAACUGGAGAGUUCUUGCGAAAUAGUCCGGUGCCUUUUGAGAUGUCCGUCGCAGAACAGAAAUUUUUGGCCGAAGCGCAAAGAUAUAUGGGCGAUAUGGCUGCCUUGGACCAAUGUCACCAAGUGAUAAUCACUCGUUUGAGAAAGUCUUGUCAUGAACUGGGUGAGGAAGAGAUUGGAAAACUUGCCGUAUCUUUGUUCAAUUGUCAGUCGAAAGCCGAAGGCCGAGCGCUGUACUAUUGCUCCGACGAAAUGAGCCUACGAGAUUGUACCUCAGGAAUGGACCCGGAUGCAUGGAACGCUUAUCACAUCAUUAGCAAUCGCGCCAGGUCUGUUUGCUAUGCAACCAGGAAUCAUCAGUUCAGAUUGAAGACCGAAUAUCUCGUGAAUCAGCUCGCUGUUUCAGCUGGUGAUCAAAUGAACUUCCUCGAAAGACUGAAGGUCGGUCAAGAAAAUCUCAACCAGGCGACAAAAGGAACGCUGGACAGACUUACCAGCGGUCACAAAGAUCUCAUUCAAGAACAGGUCAAGAUUCGCAGCGAGUUUGGAAACGUGAAUAAGGAGCUGACGACGAAAAUUAAGGAGAAUGUCGUGGCUCUUGAUUACGAAAAGAGAGUUAUCAAGGAAGCUGAGAAACAACUUUCUUCUAUGACUGAGGCUAUUGCAAAUGCACUUGAAAACACGACUGCGGAACUGCGAGAGCAGGAUGGGAAGAGAAAGGAGGAACACGCAGCGGUUGUUGAGGAUCUUGAGGAGAUUAAAGCGAAGACCAUGGAUACCUGGGGAUUGAUUGAUGAAAAGACUGGCCAGAUUCGAGAACGACAAGACGAAACAUUGGACCAUCAUCAGAACAUCAUGGAUAGCUUGCACAAACUGAACGAUACUGUUGCAUUCAUAUUGCAAUCGAUUAAAGAGUUCGAAGAAAGAUUCGACGUUCGUCUUUCCUGGUUGGCGAGCCAAUUUGGAGGGACUGAGAACAGGCUUGGUGUCCUGACCACAUGUUUUGGCCACUUCCUGUUUUUCGUUGUCAUGACAAUAUUCGUGCUCUUCAUCAAUGCUCCCGCUAUACCCCGUGUGGUCACUCUCAUCCUCGUACCAUUCAAUGCCUGGGUCGAGAUCAAGCUAAUGGCGGGAAUGUCGUACAUGACGAUGACAAUGUUGAUAUUGGCUGUAAUUAUUGGCCAAUAUGCCUUCGAGGUCGCACAGAAAAAAGCUAACGCUUUCAAGGCUGAAUUAAAAAAUCUUGAGAUGGAGCCAAACAAGAACUAUAUCAACAGCCUGCCUGCGCCUGAAACAAUCGGGCCUUGUACGCCAAUCCGCCCUGGAGGAGGAAAUUUUGCGUAUUACAACGGUAUCCAAGAUUCAUCUUUACCAAGAACAAGUUCUUGGGCUUGCGAUUUCAAUCGCUCGUCCACGCCGAAUCCCGCGCAUAUUCCUCACCAUUCCCCAUCGGUCACGUUCAACACGGCCGACGCAGAUAAUGCUAAACGUCAUCUGAACCUGACAACUGAGCAAUCGCACAACACAACAAUAUCAACGACAAUGACGAGCACUCCUUCCAAACGCAAUCUCGUUGCCACUAAGAAAUGCGGUGCGCAAACCAAACUUGGAUCCGCCUGCAAACGAAGGGUCAGCCGGACUGCAAUCGCAUGCGACCACCACCGUACUUGAUGUAAUAUAACUGUAACAAUACCUAGUGUGAGGUAGUAAUU
Molecule: messenger RNA, 1844 nt
Organism: Dendronephthya gigantea
Lineage: Eukaryota; Metazoa; Cnidaria; Anthozoa; Malacalcyonacea; Nephtheidae
Product: protein brambleberry-like
Exons: 9
Coding region: 1-1803 (600 amino acids)
Source: RefSeq, a predicted model, not a curated record